Molecule: messenger RNA, 4266 nt
Organism: Setaria italica (foxtail millet)
Lineage: Eukaryota; Viridiplantae; Streptophyta; Magnoliopsida; Poales; Poaceae
Product: polygalacturonase ADPG1
Exons: 9
Coding region: 2533-4122 (529 amino acids)
Biological process (GO): anther dehiscence; pectin catabolic process; fruit dehiscence
Molecular function (GO): polygalacturonase activity
Source: RefSeq, a predicted model, not a curated record
GCAGUUUACUAGUGUUGGGACAAGAUAAUCAAUCACUGGAUGCAGGCGAAAGGUGGAGUUGCAAGGUUUGGGCCGGCAAGUGAGCAGACAGAGAGAGUUUGGUAGGCCUCCAUCCACCAAAUUCUCGACCGGAUCGCUCGACCGCGUGCGGCUCCAUGCAUCUGCAAUUCUGCAUCGACGGAUUCGGCUCGAAUCGCAUCGACGGGGCAGAUCAGGGUUUGCCAGUUUGGGGAUCCUGUUUAAAUCAGGGGGGACAACCUGCGUGUGCGACGGCAGAUGGAGGAUCGCCCCUCUGAUCUCAAGCUCGGUGGUAGCAGCCGCCGAGGAUCCGGAGAAGCCUCUGCUGCUGCUGCUGCUGCUGAUGGGACGGACACAACAAGCGCAUGGACCGGUGGAAAGAAGCCCAAGAUCCAGAGCACACCAACCUCUGGCUCUGGGGAUAUGGGCAAGGUUGCGAGGGAUGACGAUGAUGAUCAUUCUUCUGCCAAGAUUAUUGUCCGAGAGCAAGAGCAAGGGCCAGAGCAAAUCGAAGGCAUUGAUUGGGAUCAGGAUAAGCUCGACGAGAAGAUCGACUGUUAUCUUCAGCAGUUGAACCGUGGCCUCCCUGAUAGCGACGAUGAUGACUUUUGGGUUCACUGUGAUGACAGACAGCGCCGGGAGAUGAACGAACGGCUCGCCCUGUGCCGGAUCAGAGCACAUGAGGAGGAACACCGGAAACUGGACGAUGAAAGUCUGAAAGCGAUCUACCCUGCGAAUGUUCUUGAAGACGAGGAGUACUACGAGUCGUAUGAGCUCGAUUUCGAAUGGUACUUUGAUCCUCAAUACUGCAACUAUGCUCGCUUGCAAGACUACCAGCGGCUUAUGCUUCGGAACAAUGCAGUGGGAAUCUAGAAAUGAAUUGCAGGUUAUUCAUAGCUGAUAGUUUGGCACUGGAUGUACUGCUUUGGAAUGGCAUUGAUGCCAUGCACAAGGUUACUGGCAAUGGGUGUGCUAGGUAACGUUUUCAUUGUGCAUGGGGAGUAUGAGGACUGGGAAGAAUACCGAAAAACCUGCAGUACGCUUGAAGGUGACCAAGCAUCUGUCCAGUUGUGGGAAAGGUUACUAAGUAACACUAAGGUAGAAAUGAUGUGACCAAUUGCGAAAUUCUAGUCAUAUGUUGUCAUGGUGUGAUUGCUCUUUUUGUCAUGUGCAGUUGAUUGAGUUCUUCCUUACAGACAACUCAUGUGAGGUAAACAUCCCAAAAUAGUCUGUUGUGGUUAAUCAUCGUUGUUUAUUGUAAUAUGUUUGAUUCUAUGAAGUUUCACACAUCACGUUCUAAAGCUGUUUUGUUGUUUAGCUGCUAAAAAUUGAGAGUGUGGCCUUCUAUCACGCGCUGAAGAUAGCAGCAGAACUGUCCUGCCUUUUUAAGGCUCUAAUUCACUUCGGCUUCACUGAAUUUAUGUGGAGUGUUCGCUAUGAUAAUACUUGGUAUAAAUACUAUGUUGUUUUCUUUGGUGAGAUCUGGAAGAGGGUUGCUAAGCAAAAGAUGAAUUUUAAAGAGGCUUUGAAGGAAGUGUAUUAUGAAGGAAAGUAUACCCUGUGUAAUUCUGAAUGGAAAACUGAGUUUGAGAGCGACGAUCCUAAUCCUGGUCCUUUGGAACGUCUUGUAUGUUACCCAAUUCGCUUAUCAUUUCAUCUCUCUAUCUCUCUAGUUUUAUCAUCGGUAUCUAAUUCACAUUGGUUCACAUUGAUGAAAAGGCUGAAGAAGGUCCUGCUUAUCAGUUGAUCAUGGAAGCUGUUAAAAAAAUUGUUUGUAGAUUUUUUUUUCCCGAGAUGUUAGAUGUACCACUAUUCUAGGUUUCAAUGCAUGCCCAAAUUCACUGUUACUAAUAAUGUGGAAGCUAAAUUUACUUUCAGAUUCCAAAACACAAGACGUAAUACGGUUACGCCAAAAAGAAGUUGGGCAUGCAAAAGAAAUUGGUGUCAGGUUCUACGUGACAGAACAUUUCAGAGGUCGCAGUACAUGGAGCAGGGGUGAGCGGGAGGUUAUUGCCAGGUUAAGGAUAAGAAACUGCUGGCAAUUGAAGUUGAUGUGCAAUUUCUACAGUGUUUACUUGGUUCCCAGUAUGUUAACUAAUGUGGUUCCUAAGAUACGCUUGAUUUUGGUCGGCGCCGAUAAUUUUGCGAGGAGAGUUUCUGUAGAAAUUCAAACGGGUCCCAACUCCCAACAUGCUUUCUGCAACAAACACGCGAAAGAGUUGUUGGGCCUGUUGUGGACCACGGCAAAGGAUUGUGGGCCGGCAAUUCUCUCGAUUUAUUGAUCCAUUCAAAGGCGUGCAGCAUAUGCGAGCAUAUUAUACCGCCAGAUCGAUCGGGCGGUGGCGUGCCCACGUUCAUGCACCGACCGAUCGGGCGGCUGUGCCAAACCACUGGAGGGCGCCCAGUACGGUAGGCGGGCAGGCAACGGGUCAGGUUUUGUUGCCGUCUGCGUAAACGUUAAUAAGCACAUGGGCAUGGCGCGAUGCAACGGUCACCUGCAAACUCCAAAACACAAUGUGCCAACCUAACUCUCCCGCGUUACUCUUCUUCGCAAGCAACGCAACCACCUCAACCUCGCCUCCAGGAUUCCAUAGCUCCAGCUCCCGCGCGUUAAAUAGAGGCUAUGGGCGUGCUCCUUCCUUGGUCACCAGCAUCCACCAAACCAACACCAAGCUCUCUCUGCCCAUGGCGUCGCGUCUUGUGCUCGUGUUCCUGGCGCCCCUCCUCGCGCUGCUCUUCGUCUCCGGCGCUCUACAGGCUGCUGCAGCCUCGACCAAUGGCACUGCCUCGACCGAGUUCAGCCUCGACCGCGCCGGCGGCAGCGUACUCGCAGCUCUGCCAGCGGUGGCGCGGCUCCUCGCGCGGCUCCUCGUGCCCGGCGCUCUAGAGGUCGAAGACGGAGCCGCCGCCGGGAUCUGGGACACGUCAUCGCUGCUGGGCUCCAGCGUGUUCAGCCUCGACCGCUACGGCGCGCGCGGCGACGGGCGGCACGACGACACCCGCGCGCUGGCCAGGGCGUGGCGGGCGGCGUGCGCCUCGCGUCGGCCGGCCGUCGUGCUCGUCCCCCGCGGCAGGCGCUACCUGCUCAAGGUCAUCACCCUCCACGGCCCCUGCAGGUCCAGCGUCGCGGUCGCGGUGAAGGGCACGCUGGUGGCGUCGCCGAACAGGGACGACUGGAGCGAGAAGGAGAGGAGGCACUGGAUCGUGUUCCGGCGCGUCGACAGGCUCACCGUCGACGGCGGCGGCGCCGUCGACGGCAACGGCGAGACGUGGUGGAAGCACUCGUGCAAGAUAAACCCGGAUCUGCCAUGCAAGGGGGCUCCGACUGCUUUGUCGUUCCACUUGUGCAAGAAUUUGAGGGUGGAGGAUCUGAAAAUCGUCAACAGCCAACAAAUCCACGUGUCGGUCGAGGACUGCACCAAUGUGCAACUGGCACGUCUGUCCAUCACUGCUCCUCACUCCAGUCCUAACACUGACGGCAUCCACAUCACUCGCAGCAAAGAUGUGAAGGUCACCAACUGCAAGAUCAGGACUGGAGACGAUUGCGUGUCAAUUGAGGACGGGACUCACAAUCUUCAUGUCUCGAAAGUUGUGUGCGGACCGGGCCACGGGAUCAGCAUCGGAAGCCUUGGAGAUCACAACUCAUGGGCUCAAGUCUCUGGCAUUACCAUAGACACGGUGCAGUUAUACGGCACAACCAAUGGAGCACGCAUCAAGACAUACCAGGGAGGAAGUGGUUACGCUAAGGAUAUCACAUUCCAAAACAUGAUCAUGCACGCUGUCGACAACCCGAUAAUCAUCGAUCAGAACUACUGCGACAAGGCUACUCCAUGCGAAGAACAGAGAUCGGCAGUGGAGGUUAGCAAUGUGGUCUUCAAGAACAUCAGAGGGACAACCAUGACCAAGGAUGCCAUUAAGCUGAACUGCAGCAUGAGCGUCCCAUGCCAUGGCAUUACCUUGCAGAACAUUGACCUGAGAAUGCAUAGCGGCAUGGGCAACACAGUAAGCACGUGCCAGAAUGCAAAAUGGAGGAAAUAUGGGACCGUCCGCCCACAGCCCUGCACUGCCAAAACCUAUGAAAUAUUGGAAUUGAGCAGCAUUUAAAAGCUAGGGUACGCAGAAAGUAGUAGUAAAAUGGCUGUGUUUGUUACAGUACUUGUGAAUUGUUGUUGUAACAUUCCUGUAAACUCUUGUACACAAAGCAACAACAAUUGAUACUUCAGGGUUAAUGCAUUUGAUAUUGGCAGA